Molecule: messenger RNA, 1455 nt
Organism: Penicillium verhagenii
Lineage: Eukaryota; Fungi; Ascomycota; Eurotiomycetes; Eurotiales; Aspergillaceae
Product: putative phthalate transporter
Exons: 8
Coding region: 1-1455 (484 amino acids)
Biological process (GO): transmembrane transport
Cellular component (GO): membrane
Molecular function (GO): transmembrane transporter activity
Source: RefSeq, a predicted model, not a curated record
AUGAGCGCCACGACUCCCAUCGAGGAUAAACCACAUGGCGUCGAGAUCGAGAACCUCUCGGUGCAAAAGACUCCAACGCAGGAGGAGGAAGAAUUCACGCCCGAGGAACAGAAAAGAAUAAUUCGACGAGUGGACCUUCGUCUUGUCACGAUGACCGGGCUGGCCUAUUGUGUUUCUCUGAUGGAUCGGACGAAUUUGAGUAUGGCUGCCGUUGCAGGGUUGACAAAGGAAUUGGAAUUGGGAUAUGACAAUCGAUAUUCCAUUGCCGUGUUGAUGUUCUUCGUGCCAUACAUCAUUUUCCAGCCGCCGAUGACAAUUCUCAUUCGAAAGAUUGGCCCUACAAUCUUCCUAUCCACAAUAAUCAUGACUUGGGCUGUUGUUAUGAUCGGAACCGGUUUCGCCAAGAACUUCGGACAAUUGGUCGGAUUGCGAGUUUUGCUAGGCGUUUUGGAGGCAGGAUACUUUCCAGGAUGUGUCUACCUCCUGUCUUGCUGGUACACUCGAUAUGAUGUACAGAAGCGAUUCUCCAUUUUUUAUCUGAUUGGUUGUGUUGCAUCUGCACUUUCGGGAAUUUUGGCCUUUGGCCUGAUGCAGCUGAAUGGGCAACAUGGCUUGUCAGGUUGGCGAUGGAUCUUCAUUCUAGAAGGAGUCAUCAGCGGUGCGAUUGGCAUACUGUGCUUUAUUUUCCUCGUGGACUUCCCCGACCGUGCAUCCAAGUCCUGGAGGUUCUUGAACGAGGCCGAAUGUGCCUUCAUUGUCCGUCGCAUUGAUAAUGAUCGUAAAGAUGGCCACCUGGAGGCAUUUUCCAUCAAGAAGUUCCUCAGGCCGGCGUUGGAUCCAAAGAUCUGGGCGUUUGCAAUGAUUUUUUUCUCCCUUACAACCGUCACCUAUGCCAUCGCCUACUUCCUCCCCAUAAUUCUCCGAUCCGGCAUGAGCUUCGAUAUCGGUCAGUCGCAAUGUCUCGUCGCACCCCCGUACGUCUUCGCUGGUAUCGUCAUGUACACCGGUGCAUGGAUCGGCGACAAGUACCACAUGCGCGGAGUGAUUCUGAUCGCCAACGCCCUCUUGUGCAUCAUUGGACUGCCGAUGAUGGGCUUCGCCAAAGGUAACGCCACGCGCUAUGCUGGAGUCUUUCUGACGGUCGCUGGGGCGAAUGCAAACAUUCCAUCGUGCAUGGCGUACCAGGCGAACAAUGUACGAGGACAAUGGACGCGAGCCUUCUCCAGUGCCACACUAGUCGGCUUUGGUGGGCUGGGUGGAAUUGCCAGCAGUUUGGUUUUCCGCGAUAAAGAUGCGCCCGAGUAUCGACCUGGAAUGUAUGCGGCUCUCGCGUGUAACAUCUUGAUUAUUCUGAUUGUCUGUACGUUGAGCGUGUGGUUCCGGUUCUGCAAUCGCCAAGCAGAUCGGGGCAAGCGAGUCAUUGAAGGCGAACCCUCAUUCCGGUAUACUAUUUGA